Molecule: messenger RNA, 1476 nt
Organism: Thermothelomyces thermophilus ATCC 42464
Lineage: Eukaryota; Fungi; Ascomycota; Sordariomycetes; Sordariales; Chaetomiaceae
Exons: 1
Biological process (GO): transmembrane transport
Molecular function (GO): transmembrane transporter activity
Source: RefSeq, a predicted model, not a curated record
CCUUAUAGCAUAUUCAGCGGCAAGGAGAAGGGGUUGAUCGUUCUCAUUGUGUCCGCCGCCGGCUUCUUCUCCAGCGUCAGCACCAACAUCUACUUCCCGGCCCUGAACUCCAUCGCCCAGGAGUACCGCGUCUCGAGCACGCUCGUCAACUUGACCAUCACCGUGUACUUGAUCUUCCAGGGGCUCGCCCCGUCGUUCACGGGGUCGCUGUCGGACAGCGUGGGCCGGCGCCCCGUCUACGCCGUCUGCUUCGCCAUCUACAUCGCGGCCAACGUCGGGCUCGCGCUGCAGCGCCAGUUCGCGGCCCUCGUGGUCCUCCGUUGCCUGCAGAGCAGCGGCAGCAGCGGCACCGUCGCCCUCGGCAACGCAGUCGUCUCCGACCUGGCCGGCCCCGACGAGCGGGGCUCCUACAUCGGCUACGUCUCGCUCGGCGGUGUCGUCGGCCUCUCGCUCGGCUCCACCCUCGGCGGCGUCCUCGCCCAGUUCCUGGGCUGGCGGUCCAUCUUCUGGUUCCUGACCAUCAGCGCCGCCGCCGUCGUCGUACUCAUCGCCCUGUUCAUGCCGGAGACGGCCCGCGUCGUCGUUGGCGACGGCUCGCUUGCGCCUCCCCGCUGGGACCGCUCGCUAUGGGAUCUCCUGCCGUCCACCAAGAAGCGCAGGAGGGACACAGAACCGGCCGCACCCGGGGAGGAGGGAGGCACGCAGUCCCCCCGGGGUUCCGCCGCCCGCCGCCGACAGUUCGUCAACCCCUUCAUGACCCUCCGGAUCUGCGCCGACAAGGAGGCGGGCGUGGUGCUCCUGGUCAGCGGCAUCGUCUUCGCCGGCUACACGGCGCUGGUGGGCGCCAUCCCGUCGCAGUUCAAGGCGCGCUACGGCUUCAACGACCUGGAGCUCGGCCUGUGCUACCUGCCCAUCGGCGUCAGCGCCGCGCUGUCGUCCCUCGCGGUGGGCCGCGCCCUCGACUGGAACUUUGCACGGCACGCGCGCCUGCUCGGCCUGAGCGUCGAGCAGGUCCGGCAGCAGCAGCAGGCCGCGGGCGGCGGCGCUAACAACUCCGGCUUCGCGGUCGAGCGCGUCCGGUGCGAGGUGGCGUUCCCCUCGUUGGCGCUCUUCUGCGCCGGCACCGCCGUGUACGGCUGGCUGCUCUCGUGCCGGACCAGCGUGGCCGGGCCGAUGGUCACGCUCUUCGUCCUCGGGUUCGGCGUCAACGGCUGCUACACCAUCCUCAGCGUGCUCCUGAUCGACGUGUACCCGCGCGCGCCGGCCACGGCGACGGCGGCCAACAACCUGGUCAGGUGCUGGCUCGGAGCGGGCGCGGCGGCCGCCAUCGUGCCCAUGAUCGACUCCAUGGGCCCCGGCUGGGCCUUCACCCUCAUCGCCCUGCUGGACCUACUCAUGGCGCCAUUGCUCUGGGUGGUUAUGCGCUGGGGUCCCAAGUGGAGGGCGGAGAGAAUCGUCGCGGAGAAGGCAAGUGAG